Messenger RNA from Meloidogyne enterolobii, 883 nucleotides. The record is from the annotation of a GenBank genome assembly. NCBI's taxonomy places the organism in Eukaryota, Metazoa, Nematoda, Chromadorea, Rhabditida, Meloidogynidae.
UUUCCUUUAUCAUAUUCAAAUAUUUCCCCCACAACAUUCGCCUCUCUUUGUCUCUUAAUAACUUAUAUUCAAAUACUUCCCUCCAAACAUUUGCCAUUUCUUUAUCAACCCAUCUUCUCUUAAAACAUACUCAAUUCCCGCCCGUUUUUACCCCUAUGAAUAUCCACCUAUGUUUUGCUAUUUUCAUAUUAAAUUGAACUAAAACUUAAAAUUAAAUAAGUAUUAAAUUAAAUUAGAUUGAUUGAUUUCCUCAUUAAUUGAGAGUUAAAAAAUAAAUAAAGUUAUUUCCUCAAAUAAAUUUGAGAGUUAAUUAUUGUUAGUCUCGGACGCAACAGGCAUACUACUAGCCUCAACAUUUUUAUUACGUUUCUGUGUCUUUUCGAAAGCCCAUCCAUAUUUAUAAUUAAUUAAAAUGAUCACUGAAAUAUUCCAAUCUCCCAGGCAUAAUUAAUUUAAAAAAUCUUCAGGUUCAAAAACGGUGCAGAGUCAAUAUCUUAUUUUAAUGUUGAUCCAGCCUAUUUGAAACAUGAAUAUCAGGCAGUUGCCUCUGACUAUAGGCAUUUACAAAUUGCUCUGGGCCGGAGAUUUCCAAGUUGAAUUAGCUAAAUUGUUUGCAGAAUUACUUUUAAAUGAAACAAAUGGUUAUAUUUCUUCUUUUGAACUUUUUGUUCCUCCACAUUUGGGUUUGGGAAGCAAUGAGUUGAACGAAGCACUUUUGACAGCUCUAAAUACCGAUGGUCGUAUCCAUUUAGUUGCUUCAAAAACUCACGGUACAUAUUUUCUUCGUUUUGCAAUUUGCAGUUCAAAAACUACUGAAAAACAUGUACAUAAUGCUGUUGAGUUAAUUAAAGAAAUUGCAGAGAAAAUCUCAAUUUGUUAUUAA